AGACUCUAGAAAGAGUGCAGAGAAGAGCAACAAAGAUGAUUAGGGGACUGGAGGCUAAAACAUAUGAAGAACGGUUGCAGGAACUGGGUAUGUCUAGUUUAACAAAAAGAAGGACUAGGGGAGACAUGAUAGCUGUGUUCCAAUAUCUCAGGGGCUACCACAAAGAAGAGGGAGUCGGGCUGUUCUCCAAAGCACCUGAGGGUAGAACAAGAAGCAAUGGGUGGAAACUGAUCAAAGAAAGAAGCAACUUAGAACUAAGGAGAAAUUUCCUGACAGUUAGAACAAUUAAUAAGUGGAACGACUUGCCUUCAGAAGUUGUGAAUGCUCCAACACUGGAAAUUUUUAAGAAAAUGUUGGAUAACCAUCUGACUGAGAUGGUGUAGGGUUUCCUGCCUGGGCAGGGGGUUGGACUAGAAGGCCUCCAAGGUCCCUUCCAACUCUGAUGUUAUGUUAUGUUAAGAAAGAGCAGGAAAUCAAAAUUCAAUAAUAUAAUUGAGAUCUGAGGUUGCAAAAAAAAACCAAACACUGUUUUAGGCUCUGUAUGAGGCUCUGAGCCACAGAUUACUCACUUUUUAUUUUAAUACUGCUGACAUAUAAGAGGAAACCCUUAUCAACAUUCUGAAAACUAAGUAUUAGUGAGUCAAACUGCCUUAUACCCUUCACAUAAUCAUAUAUUAUUAUGGUGUACAAUAAGGGAAUUUGCUAAUAUCUUCUUUCUCUUUCUUCUUUCAGGCUACAUUUUACCUUCAGACCGUAAUUUCGUCACCUGUACCUCCUUCCUACUAACUGCUGUUGUGCCCCUGCCAUAAACCCUGCUAUGUGGUUGUAUAUUAGCUGAAUAUCUUUCCAUAUUUGGGGGGUGGGUGGGAAAGGUGAGACAGAAUUUAAGGACAACUUCCCAUCCUUGGAUAAAGUUCUCAUGGAAUGUUUGAUGUAGAGCAAAUAACUAUAUGAGGAAAGUAGCUAUUUUUGAUCCAUGUGACAAUAGUUUCCCCAUGUUGUUUGCAGAAUUGGUUAUUUGAGAGCACACUUGAGUGUAUAUGGACUGUUUUUCCUAUCAGGCAGGAGAGCGCAACUUUUAAGGUAAAGUACUUCUCCCAGACAAGACAGAGAAUGGUAGGACUUUUGUCUUUCCCGAGGAAAUGAAAGUGGACUGAAGAAGCUGAACUCCAAGGGACUGUUUUAUUGUCUGAUUCCAAAGCUAGCUAUAUAAUGCUGCUGUGGUUCAUGCCCUGAGAUGGCCAAAACAGGCACCGAUGAACCUCAGUUAUCACAAGAAACAGACUGUGGGGAGCCCAUUUCACAGAUCAAAAAUGAAUGGUCAGUGGCAAAGAAAGACUCUCAGAACACAGUAAAAAUUGAAGUAAUUUGCACAGAUGAUGGCGAAAGUUCUACGCACAGCACUGCUGAGGAGCCAGCACGCAAACGCAAAAAGGGACCUGCCCCCAAGAUGUUGGGGGAUGAAGUCUGCAGUGUGUGCGGGGACAAGGCCUCGGGUUUUCACUAUAAUGUCCUGAGUUGUGAGGGUUGUAAGGGCUUCUUCCGGCGCAGCCUCAUCAAAGGAGCUCAGUAUACCUGCAAGGGCAGUGGGCAGUGCCACAUGGACAUGUACAUGCGCCGGAAGUGCCAGGAAUGCCGGUUGAAAAAAUGCCGACAAGCAGGCAUGCGGGAAGAAUGUGUCCUUUCAGAAGAGCAAAUCCGCAAGAAGAAAAUCUCUAAGCACGAGGGUGAUGGGGUUCCAGCUGGGGAGAGAGAUGGAGGCGAAGUACUGCGAGUACCUCCGUUGCUCUGUGAUCCUGCUUUAUCUCAGCCUGAGCCAGUUCCUCUUACCCCACAGCAGGAGGGCAUGAUCCAGCAGUUGGUGGCGGCCCAACAGCAGUGCAACAAGAGGAGCUUUAGCGAUCAGCCCAAAGUCACGCCCUGGCCAAUGAGCAGCGACCCCAACAGCCGGGAGGCACGCCAGCAACGCUUUGCCCAUUUUACAGAAUUAGCCAUCAUCUCAGUGCAAGAGAUUGUGGACUUUGCCAAGCAAGUACCCGGCUUCCUGCAGCUCUCACGGGAAGACCAAAUCGCACUGCUAAAGGCUUCUACCAUUGAGAUCAUGUUACUAGAGACAGCCCGGCGCUAUAAUCAUGAGACUCAGUGCAUUACAUUUCUUAAAGAUUUUACAUACAGCAAAGAUGACUUUCACCGUGCAGGUCUUCAGGUCGAAUUCAUCAACCCCAUAUUUGAGUUUUCCCGGGCCAUGCGACAGUUGCAGCUGGAUGAUGCUGAAUAUGCCCUCCUCAUUGCGAUUAACAUCUUCUCUGCUGACAGGCCGAAUGUGCAGGACCAUGGCCUGGUAGAGGCAUUGCAGCAGCCCUACAUUGAGGCCCUCAGUUCUUACAUCCACCUCAAUCGCCCACAGGACCACCUGAUGUUCCCCCGCAUGCUGAUGAAGCUGGUUAGCCUGCGGACAUUGAGCAGCGUGCACUCAGAGCAGGUCUUUGCUCUGCGCCUUCAAGAUAAGAAGCUUCCGCCGCUUCUGUCUGAGAUCUGGGACGUCCACGAAUAAGAGCUUUUGAAUGGACUGGGGAAGAGGCAGACCUCUCCCAACAGCACCAGCAGGCAUGUUUCCCAUAGCAAGUCUUUGGAUUCAGCAUAAGCCUUACAAUGGCUGGACUGGGAUCCUGCCAAAAGAACUGAGUCAAGUGAGCUACUACGCACUUUUGUUUUCUCCUCCUUCCCAAACAGUCGUCAUCUUUCUUCCAUUGCUUCAGAUUUGGGGGAGGGGGGAGGGGAGGUCAGUCACUACCUUCCUUCUGAGUGGGAAGAGGGAGAAGUAAAAAAAAAACAAAAAACUUUCUUCCAAAGACUGCACUCCCCCUUAUUUGUGAACAGCAAACAGCUGUGCCCUGCAACAUUAACUUAACUGCAGUGAUUCACUUAACAUCCAUGGCAAGACAACCAAGAAUGAUUUCUCCUUAAGGAGAGAAGAGUUUUACAGUGAAAAUAAGUGGGGGUUGCCAUAUGUAGUACCUGGUGUAUGGGGCAAAUACCCAGAAGAAAUAAACUGGUCGUGAAAAUGAA
Molecule: messenger RNA, 3069 nt
Organism: Ahaetulla prasina
Lineage: Eukaryota; Metazoa; Chordata; Lepidosauria; Squamata; Colubridae
Product: oxysterols receptor LXR-beta-like
Exons: 9
Coding region: 1238-2554 (438 amino acids)
Biological process (GO): cell differentiation; negative regulation of transcription by RNA polymerase II; positive regulation of transcription by RNA polymerase II
Molecular function (GO): zinc ion binding; RNA polymerase II cis-regulatory region sequence-specific DNA binding; nuclear receptor activity
Source: RefSeq, a predicted model, not a curated record